UACGAUCAAGCUUUAUUGAUUGACGAAAUCAACCUUCGACUUUGUAUUGAAUCUAAUAUAAUCUUUGAUCAAACAGAACUCAGUCAUGAGUUUGUAACAAAUGUUAUACCUAUGGUUGAACGUGAUGAUGAAGAUAAAGCAUCAAUUGUUGCAACAUCAGAAAUAUCCUUUGAUUUUGACAACAAUUCUCGAAUCUCUUUAGAUACUAAAGAUAUGAUUGAGCAAAUCACUGGAGAAAUGGAUCCAUCAUAUGAUGAAACGUCAAAGACUCUAGUUAAGGAGAUCUUAAAUCAAGUUGUAAGCAGAAUCAGUUUUAAAUCUUCAACAGAUUUGAUUGAGGAUUUCCACAAAGAGUUAGAAGUUCAGAAAAUUAUAUUACUGGAAACUGCUUCAUCAAUUUUACCAAAAACUGAUAGUCUGUUAUCGAAAAUUAGUGAAACUGAACAGGAGGAUGCGUCGUGUUCAUCAACUUCAUCAAAAAAUAUAGCUCCUGAUAUAGCACAGUCGAGUGACUUAAGUUUAUCCAAUUAUACAUCCCGAUCGGAAUUAAAAUUACAUAUGAAAGUACCAUCAAACACACCUGAUGCUUUUAAAGCAUCUUUAAAGUACGCGGAAGAAGAACAAUUAAAAUUGACACAGAAAAUGUUAAAAGAAGAUGUUAAAGCUGACAUUGACAAAACUCUGCAGUUGUUAGAAACUGCCAAAAACAAACUAUUAACUUAUUUGAACCAGGGACAAACACCAAUUGACAAUGCAGCAAAAAUUAAUAAUGAUAAAAUAACAAUUGAUCCGUUUAAAAGUUUAGAAAACAAAGAGCUUUUUCCUGUCCCCUAAAUUACCAGAAACGCCGAAAAAGGAAGUAGAUUUUAAGUAUGAAGAUGUAUUUGCAUAUAAUAAAAAGAAAACAAAAGAUUUUUCAGACAAUAAAAAACCAAAACCUGAAGAAACGGCAAUUGUAGAAAUAGGUCCAAGAAACAAUCCAAUUCACGAACUUAAACACAUGUUCCUAGACGAAUUCAAGAAGCAAGUUGACUUUGUACCAACUGUAACUGAUGAUGAAGUUUUUGAUUUGGAAAAUUUGGCGCAUGCAAAUGUUUUCGUUGAUAACAAAAAAAUCAAAACAAUGAUCGACCGGUAUCUCACCCCAGAACAAAUCAAAGACCUUAAAGAAGAUGAAAUGAUUUCCCACAAUACAGAUAUCUUCGAGAAACGUUAUUCCUCUUCAUCUGAAUCUGCUAAACCGUCCAAAAUUACCCAAGAGAGACUCAGAGAUGAUAUUGAUAUAAUCGUACGGGAGUUAUUAGAACACAGCGCCGCAUUCCAGGAUUACGUCAAAGCCAAUGAACAAGGAGAUUCUACGAAUGACACCAUUGAAGAUGUCAAGUUUGUGUUGGAGAAACUUCUGCAACACGUGGUUGACGAGGUUUCUACGUCCGAAAAUGAUGCGCCUAAGACACCUCUAGAUUAUCAAUCGGACGCGCCGGCGACAGCGGGCCCCUCUCAUGGUUAACACAUCGCCUACGAAAGUGUGCGGUUACCGAGAAGAAGUCCACCAUCUCGGUACGACGAUGCUAUUCAAACGGACAGAGGAACUAUACCGGACCCUAUGCAAAAAUACAGACAAUGAUGGCCUUUUGGAAAAAUUAAUUAAAGGAACUAAUUAUUUAACCGAGUUAUACAAAGAAAUCUACUCGAGACCUUUGAAUUGGAUGCAGUUGGGGAAGUACCAGUUGAAUCCUUUUGCGAUGGAUACUGCAAAAGAAUCAACAAUGCCACUACUUCGCAAAUCAAAAAAGAUUAUUACCUUUGAUGAUAAACCAGACGCACAAACUAGUACAACCAGAGACAGGGAGACUGUAGAAGAAAAGUUAAAAAUGGUUAUAAACCCAGGAAAGGAAAGAGAGGUUAUAAAAGCAUCAAAAAUGCAAAAGCAUUUUGACAGUUCCCAAUGUCAAGAUCUUUCAUUAUCCAUAUGGCCAUCAUGGAAACGUGAAUGGAUCAAAAUUUUUACAGCAGAACAUGCUUCCAAUGAAAGGGAGGGUUUGAAACAGUUGUCUGAUUUGGUUAAUAUUAAACAAACUUAUAACCACUUUUCGGGAAUUGAUUUAAACAAUAAUAAACCUGUGGAACACAAAUUGGGCAGAAUUAAUCUAAAGAAAAAUGUACGGAUUAAUCCUCUUACAGUAAAGAAAGAGUUUAAUAUGCAUCAUAACCUAAUGGAAAUAUCUCCUGAAAAGUUACCGAAUGAUGAAAGUGAUGAUGAAAUAUCUGAGGAAAUUAUUGGUGCAACAAAAGUCCAUUUUACUAAUUCAGAUGAUGACGAACCGCAAAAGAAAGUGGAAAAGGUUGUUCCUGUGUAUCCAAUCGACGAUGCUAUUCCAGGUACCUCAAGAGAUAGUCAACCUAACCUAGUUUUAAUUCAUAGUGAAAAACAUUCACCCUGUGAGUCCGGAACACGCAUAGUUGACUUUGCUGAUCUUCCUUCUUCUGAAGAAAAAAUCUAUGAACCAGUAGCUGAUGUUCCAAGGAGGUUUGCAACAUCUUCAAUGGAACACGCCUAUAUGAAGAACCUAGCAGUGCUUCAGAAUAAAGUAGAUUGUUCGUCUUUAUCCAGCAUAUACUCAUCUUCUUCCUCAGAGGGUAGUUACCAAGUGUUACCCAAAAUAUAUCCACAAAAUGGUUUAAAUUAUAACACACCUUCAAUGGUGGCACAUUUCUCUGAUAUUUCAAAAGCAAAUCGUAUACCUAACUCAACCAGCACUAGUAUAGUAUCAUCAAGAUCCGCUGAUUCUCCACCGGAAACUGUAGAUUAUUACGCUGAUGUAGAUAACUAUACACAGAUUAUACCAGAAUUACGUCCUGAAUAUUUUUCAAAACCAGAUCUAAACCCUCCCGAUGAAGUGGCUCGAAUUGAAGAGAACGUUUUAAAGAAUGACCGGCUUAACCCGUUGAUUAGAAGUCUAUCUCUGCAGUAUUCUCAUCCUUCUAAUGCAUUAAGAAUGGGAAGGAUUAGUUCUUCGUUGGAAUCGUUAACUUCGACUACUUCACAUUCAUUAGUGUCAACCACAGAUGGAGAUUUUCGAGAAAGAUAAUAAAAAAUUAAAUAUUA
This is a messenger RNA of Dalotia coriaria, 3109 nucleotides long. RefSeq lists its product as uncharacterized. The transcript is spliced from 2 exons. Lineage: Eukaryota; Metazoa; Arthropoda; Insecta; Coleoptera; Staphylinidae. The record is from RefSeq and is a predicted model, not a curated record. The coding region runs from base 1001 to 1510 and encodes 169 amino acids.